Molecule: messenger RNA, 3764 nt
Organism: Astyanax mexicanus (Mexican tetra)
Lineage: Eukaryota; Metazoa; Chordata; Actinopteri; Characiformes; Acestrorhamphidae
Product: protocadherin beta-16-like
Exons: 1
Coding region: 1297-3732 (811 amino acids)
Biological process (GO): homophilic cell-cell adhesion
Cellular component (GO): plasma membrane
Molecular function (GO): calcium ion binding
Source: RefSeq, a predicted model, not a curated record
AGAUCUUCUCUUUUCAAAAACCAUUUGUGUAAAAUGAAAAGUCACUGAAAAUAUUUUCUUUCUACUUACAUGCUGGUAAAUGUGUAGUAUUGUGCAAUAUCUCUCUCUCUCAAAUGUGAAAGGUUGUUUAAGAUACUUUUGAUGUUUAUCUUUGUCCUUCUCUUCGUUGGUUGUGCACUUUUUAAAUAACUUUUGAUCUCUGUCUAUGCAUGUGUGUGUGUGUGUAUGCAUGUGUAUGUAUGGGUAUGUAUAUACAUGAGUAUAUAUAUGUUUAUAUGUAUAUUUAUGUAUAUAUGUAUAUGUUUGUGUAUGAGGUAUAUAUGUAUGUGGGUAAUUGUACAUAUGUGCAUGUUUACAUAUAUGUACUUAUAUAUUUUUUCUGCUUUAAAUUGUUGCCUAUGAGCUCUGCACAAGAAUUCCAACGUGACUGGACAAAUGGCAAAUAAAUAAAACUAAUAUUGUUUGAAGGAACAAAAUAUAUCUUGGAAAUAAUUGAUUUGAGUUGGGGCCUAAUGAUAAUCUGUUUCUAAUGUCCCAAUAUUAGACUGUGUUUGUCUAUAUUGUAAGUAAUAUAUAUAUAGUAAUAUUGCACAAUGUUUCAAACGUGUCUCCGGCAAUCAUAUUUUCGCACCAUUGUAUAUUUUAUAUAACAUAAUCUGUGUAUGUGUGUUAAUGGUUGGGUCGUACAGAUGUUUAACUAGUGUUAUUCCUUUACAAUGUUACGAUUAAUGGGGCUGUGGGGACUUCCCCGUUGUCUCUGUCCAGGGUUCUGAAAGGUAUUAGUGCUUGGAAUGUCUUAAAAUAUCUUUGUUAAAUCACAUACCUUAUUUGAAACUGGCUUUUGCCGACUCACUCUCACUUUCCUGUAUGUGAAGCAUUCUUGUUCACAUUUCAUCUUCGAAACUGAACUCUUUUUUUACUGAUGACUGCUGUAAAUAAGUUUUUCUAUUGCUGUGGAACAAAUGUUAAGAGGGAUACUUUAUAUUGAGUGCAAUACAUACUUCUAAACUCUAAGUGCCGCUGUUGUCCAGUGUUUGUGGUUAAGAUGUAAAUUGGUAGCAGCCCCUCCCAGCUAUCUGAACAUUUUAUGUACGCAACACUCAGGGUUGAGAUGAAACACGCCUGGACGAGUACAAAUAUCGAUUUUUAAAGGACAUGCUUUAAACAUUUUUGUUUGUAUCACAAUUUUCUGUGAAUCUUUUUUUUAUCGAAUAUAGCACGCUUCCUCUCUUGACUGUCUGCCUAUUCCACUGGAUCUUUUUUAAAGUGUCGCAGAGGAAGAAAUCGAAAAGAACAAUGGCGCGGCAAGUACUGCUGUUUGUGUAUCUCCUCUCUCUCAGUUCAGUGCGCGGACAGGUCAGUUACUCCAUUCCUGAAGAAAUGCCGAAAGGAUCUUUAGUCGGUAACAUAGCGCAAGAUUUAGGUUUAGAUUUAAAGAGACUGAAAUCAGGUAAAGCUCGUAUUUAUACAGGAGACAGCGCUGAAUACAUCGAGCUGAAUAAAGAGAGGGGACUCCUCCUUAUUAAAGAGAGAAUAGACAGAGAAGCUCUGUGUGGACAGACAAUGCCGUGCGCUCUACAUUUUCAGAUUAUUUUAGAGAAUCCGAUGGAAUUGUUCAGAGUUACUAUUGAAAUAACCGACAUUAAUGAUAAUUCACCAGUCUUCGAGAAAUCAGAAAUUAAAUUUCGUAUAAGUGAGUCAGCAGUGAUUGGUAGUAAAUUUGCGCUGGAAAGGGCUAUGGACCCAGAUGUCGGUGUGAACGACCUUCAGAGCUAUGCUCUUAGUCCUAAAGAAAAUUUCAAUCUGAAAAUUAAAAAUCAACCUGAUGGGACUAAACUGAUUGAAAUGGUUUUACAAACAGCGCUUGACAGAGAAAAACGGGACGAGAUUUAUUUAAUUCUGACUGCCGUAGAUGGUGGUGACCCCAAAUUAUCCGGUACUGCUCAAAUCUAUGUAACAGUGUUGGAUGUAAAUGACAACGCGCCUAUUUUUUCACAGCCUCUCUAUAAAUCCACAGUGAACGAAAAUGCUCUUAAAGGAACAAUCCUCGGUCAAGUGAGCGCCUCAGAUGCUGAUCGCGAUGGUAACGGUGAUAUCAUUUAUAGCAUAACCAAUACAAUGGACAAUGUACGUGAUAUAUUUGACGUAAAUGCAAACAAUGGAGAGAUAAUGGUAAGAGGACAAAUUGAUUUUGAAAAGGCUCGUCACUAUGAAAUACAUAUUCAAGCUACUGAUGAGGGUGGGCUCACAGACUCGUGUAAAAUGCUAGUUGACGUUUUAGAUGUGAAUGAUAAUAUUCCAUCAGUCAAUGUGCUUUCGAUGUCCAAAACAAUAAUUGAAAAUUCUAAACCAGGUACAGUUGUGGCUAUGUUGAAUAUUCAGGAUCCUGAUUCAGAACAAAAUGGACAAAUUACUUGUUCAAUUAACGAUAAUCUUCCUCUAGCAUUGAAAUCAGCAUCUGAUCAUUUUUAUAGCCUUGUCACAGACACCGACUUAGACCGAGAAAGAGAGUCUGGGUAUAAUAUCAGUAUCAUGUGCUCUGAUGAGGGGUCUCCGUCUCUCUCCAGCAGCGUCACUCUCACCUUACAGAUAUCAGACGUUAAUGAUAACGCUCCUGUUUUUGAGAGGAGCUCAUAUGUGGCCUCUAUUUCAGAAAAUAACACACCAGGUCUCUCCAUAAUCAGAGUCAAAGCCAGAGACGCAGACUGGAACCAGAAUGCGCGUGUUUCUUACAUUCUGCAGGACUCGUCCGUAAACGGUGUUUCUGUCUCCUCUUAUGUUUCUGUCAGUGCUGAUAGUGGCAUUAUCCACGCAGUGCGUUCUUUUGACUACGAGCAAAUCAAGGAUUUUCAAUUUCGCGUAAUAGCUCAAGAUGGAGGCUCCCCUCCUCUCAGCAGCAAUGUGAGUGUGAAGAUAGUAAUUCAGGACCAGAACGACAACGCGCCUCAGGUUCUGUAUCCAGUGCAGACUGGGAGCUCUUUGGUGGCUGAAAUUGUGCCUCGUUCAGCAGAGGUGGGAUAUCUCGUGACCAAAGUGGUGGCUGUUGAUGUGGACUCUGGACAGAAUGCCUGGCUCUCAUAUAAACUGCAGAAAGCUACAGACAGGGCGCUGUUUGAAGUGGGCUUACAGAAUGGAGAAAUAAGAACUGUGCGCCAGGUGACCGAUAAAGAUGCUGUGAAGCAGAAGCUCACUGUUGUAGUGGAGGACAACGGACAUCCCUCUCGUUCAGCUACAGUCAAUAUUAACGUGGCGGUGGCGGACAGUUUCCCUGAAGUGCUCUCGGAGUUCACUGACUUUACGCACGACAACGACAACCUGACUUUUUACCUGGUCUUGGCCAUGGCUGUAGUGUCCUUUCUCUUCAUCGUGUCCAUCAUAGCCAUACUGUCAGUCAAAUGCUACAGAUGGAGACGUGAGAGGAUUUUUCACAAAUCCGGUGCCAAUCUGCCAGUUAUUCCAUAUUAUCCACCCUUUUACGCAGACGUAGGGGGUACAGGAACUUUACAGCACGUGUAUAAUUAUGAGGUCUGCAGGACGACUGACUCAAGAAAUAGUGAUAUGAAACAUGCCAGACCUUCCAGUGACAGCAUCAUUAGUUUGGACACCAGUGGAACUCACACUCUCACGCAUGUGCAGAGGGAAAAAAUGGUCCACGGUUAUCCCGACACACAGGUGAGGUUUAAAUUAAGUGACAAGAAAGCAUGUCCUAUCACUUUAUGUUACAGGUUAUAAUUCUACGCCACAUUUUACCUUCGUUUUAUUGU